This is a messenger RNA of Dinoponera quadriceps, 2043 nucleotides long. RefSeq names its product vacuole membrane protein 1-like. The coding region runs from base 256 to 1494 and encodes 412 amino acids. NCBI's taxonomy places the organism in Eukaryota, Metazoa, Arthropoda, Insecta, Hymenoptera, Formicidae. The transcript has 5 exons. The record is from RefSeq and is a predicted model, not a curated record.
UAAUGUAUUUAUCAUAUGAGGAGUACGUAUAUAAACCAUACGUUAGUAAUACACGUCAUGAGUGAAUUGCCGAUUUAAUUGCUAGUGUCACGACAUAAAUUAGAUCAAGGGUUAAAAACCAUGUAAGAUUCUUGCAAAGUCACUUUCUACUUUCACCGAGGCACGUUCUGCAAUGAUUUAAGAAAAGUCAGUGUACUGUAGUUUCUACCUGGUGCAUGUUGAUGCUCGUUUAAAACCGAGAAGGUUAAUUGUUUAAUGAGUAUCAUGUUGGAUAAUUCUACUGCCAUUCGACGUCCAAAGGAUCAGGCUUCUACCAAUGGAGCUCAAAAGGGUGGGGAAAAAGGAACAUCCACUUCAGCAGUGGAAGAUAGUUCAAGUUAUUCCAAAAAUAUCUCAGAUGCGGAUCAUCUAACACUCUGGCAGCAUCCAAUUAUAACAUUGCAUUAUUUCUUUAACGAAGUGUUCAUUCAUUUGAUUAGUUUAGCAAAGAAGACAUUGCUGUACAAACGGACAGUAUGCGCUUUAAUUUCAGUUGUAAUGCUCUUUCUUGCGAUGAGCAGAAUUUCUGGUCCUCAACAAGAGAUUUUUAAAUUAUGGGAAGCCAAGAUUAUGUGGUGGCUAUAUUGGGUAGGACUAGGUGUAUUAUCAAGUGUAGGCCUUGGGACAGGUUUACAUACUUUUGUGUUAUACUUAGGGCCACAUAUUGCAGCUGUUACUAUGGCAGCGUACGAAUGUGGCGGCCUGAACUUCCUCGAACCACCAUAUCCCGACCAAAUAGUAUGUCCAAGCAAAGUUGACCCAAUGUGGACGGCGGGCAUAUUGAAUAUAAUGAGUAAAGUGCGCGUAGAGGCAAUGUUGUGGGGAGCUGGUACCGCGCUUGGCGAGUUACCGCCGUAUUUUAUGGCCAGAGCUGCCAGGACGAGCGGGCAAAGUAGCAAAAGUGAGAAUUUCGAUCAGGAAGACCUGAAAGAACUAGAGGCUUUGGAAGCACUGGAGAAUGGGGAGAACGUACCAUUUGUGAUGCGUAUCAAGUUGACGAUGAAGCGAUUUGUUGAGAAAGCUGGAUUCUGGGGUAUACUGGCUUGUGCAUCGAUUCCGAAUCCGCUGUUCGACUUGGCUGGUCUGACAUGCGGACAUUACCUCAUUCCAUUCUGGACAUUCUUUGGCGCCACGUUAAUAGGGAAGGCUGUUAUUAAAAUGCACAUACAACAAUUAGCAGUAAUCAUAGCCUUCAAUGAAGAACUUUUAGAUAAAUUUAUUAGUUUAUUAGCGGUAGUGCCGUUUGUCGGUACGAAAUUCCAGGAACCAUUGAAGAAAUAUCUCAUUGAACAGAAACAGAAGCUGCACGAUAAGUCGUCUGCGGACGGAACGACUACAAUAUCAUGGUUGUUCGACAAAUUUGUAAUGUUGAUGGUCUGUUACUUUUUAGUGACGAUUAUCCACGCAUUAGCACGAAAUCAUCAUCGUAGACGAACUAAACCAUCCAUCGAUUAGAAUCCAUGGGAUAUAGAAUAAUUAGUUAGCAAUAUAAAAUAAGUUCCGCCGCAACAUAUAAGUGAAUAUACGAUACUUGUUUUCACUGCGGGACAAACGCGGCAUUAGGAAUAUAAGGGACGUGUUGAGAAAUUUUUCAUUUCUAUGGUUUCAAUGUUGCAUUAUAAAUAUAAUAUACACAAUAGCGGAAUAUUAAAAAAGUUAUUCCCUUUUUCUUUUGUUUUUUUUUUUGGUUUUCGUUUUUGUUUUCCUCUUCUCUUCUUUUUGAUGCUCGCUUUCACUUCUGUUGCAGUAUUCUAUAUAAAUGUUGCAAGGAUGUUCCUGCUAUGCAGGUGACUUACAUGUAUAUAGACUGAUGUCUUUUAUAACACAAAGUUUAUGUACAGUGCAUGAAAUAAAUAAGCGGCAUAUUCUGCAACACCUGUGCACGAUCGGUUGAUAUGCUUCUGUAUGUUAUAUAUAUCGAUGACUAUCAGGGAUUGAAUUUAGAGUAUUUUGCGAUAAGCGAUAAGAAUAUUCUGUAUUCAAUAAAAUUUAAUUUCCAGAAAA